AGGGUGUUCUAUAUUUACUAAAAAGUGGAGAGGAAGUGAUAGAGCACUAAAACGACCGGACAAGCCUAUCACUCGUGCAACGGAAAAUGAAGCUCAAACAUCGAGAACUAUUCAGCACUAUUUUUCAUAUACUCGUGGCAAUAGUCUCCUCAGGAGAGGCCUCGAACGGUAGGUAAAUUCAGGCGUAAGAGUCCUUGAUGAACACUGUGAACUUUUCUUUCAAAUAGUUGAGUACAAUUUUUACUUUUCGUUACUUUCUAUUUCCACAAAAAGUCAACGAUGAACGCAUUAAACCUCUUAGCCGAGGCACAGGUGAAGGUUUUGCUUACGCCAACUUUAAGCCUCAAAAAUUUUCCUACCUCAACGUCACCAGCAUUGGGUCAGAUUAUUUUCUAGAAGACAGCGAAUGUGGAUUUGUUUGUGCCAACACACCGUCAUGUUUCUCCUUCAACUUGGGCGUAUUCUCCGCUUUCAUGGGAAAAGUGUUGUGCGAACUGCUUCCAUCAGACGUGUUUAACAACUCGGACAAGUUUGUAUACAGUCAGAGCCACCAUCACUAUAGUAUCACGGUAAGGAAUUUGCUUAAAUGUUCUCUUUUAAACCACAAAUUAAACAAAACAAAACCAAAAAAACAAGAACAAAACUGGGUUUGCAAUAGAAAAUAUUCUGUAUUUAAUUUCUCCAAGGCCUUCUAUCUCAGGUGAAACAUUAUCCUGCACUGUUGCAAAGUGAUGCAAAAUUUAUAACUUGAAACUGAAUACUGAUUUCUGAAACAACAAUGAAACUCUUGUGACCAUACGCUUCAGUUACUUUGAAAAUGACGAGCCUGAUACGAAAGAGUAAAUAAAAUAAGACGCUUUUGUUUUCCCUAGAGGUAUAUUCAAUCAAAGAGUAAUUAUAAUCCCGUUGAGAAGCUGAAUAAAGUUCUCUGAAAAACUUCCUCGUGGUUGUUAUAAGGUGUCAUAAAAGUUUUAGCAAAGGUUUUGACGCUUUGAGCGAAUUUCAUAUCAAUAAUAUUUUCUAUAAUGCACUUCGACUACCAAAUAAAUCGGAGGUACUAAAAAAGGUGAAUGAAAUUUUAUUUUAUCUACUGCAAUUCAUUACUUUUCAAUUGAAAACUUUGGCCAAACCAUAAUCCUUCUGAAACACUUGCGAUGGAAUAUCUGUUUGUGUCUUCUUGUUGUUUCACAGUCUCCGUGUUGGAAGAGUGCAAUUGCAAUUUUCCUGCAUCAUGAGAGCAUGCACUUCAAACCAUUCAGACAAAUUAACACCGCCUCCUAAGAAAGGCAUAAUUCUGUACCAAAAAAUCAUUUCUGUGUCUUAACCUUUUAAAGGCUAAAUUUAUUUUGGAAUUUAAUAAAAUCAUAUAAUUACCAUAGAGUGAACGUAAAUAGCCAUGUCAUGUUCAGCCCUUAAAAGUGAUGAAGCUCCAUUCAAGCGCCAUAUUGCCCGCACCAUCAUAACACUGGCCACGACAGUCAUCCAUAGAUAGUCCUAACUCAACUACAGCACCAAUUAUUAAAUCUUUGAUAGCUGCUCCUGUUGUUACAUCCUCACAAAAGUAGAAUCCCACAAACUCUUCCCUAACUGUUUUGGUCGAGUCGAGAAUUCUGAUCACCACUGAAGGAUUUUCUUUAUUUGAUAUGUCAGCUGCUUCAUCAGACAUAAAAGAAAAAUAUUUGCUAUUCCUGAUUUCCUGUGACAAAUUAUUCAGUAUGAUAGCACCCACGGUUGUAAUCAUCUCGUUUUGAAUGGAUCUAGAAAUAUAUGUCGCAUUUCAGGAUGCAGUUUCCAGAUGAUGUUGCAAUUUUUGGUCGCCGCUGUCAAUUCGAAAUUUUAACAGUGCCUUGAAAUUACCGGAAAGACUGGCAUUUUGUGGGUCAUUAUCUUGUCUACCUCUGAGGACUAUGUUUUUUUUCCUCAGAAAAUUGUUGUUUUAAAAAGGUAUUUCAGAAUUUCGCGAUUUCUAUUGGUUUGUCGUUGAAGUAAGUUGUUGAUCUGCAGAUAAAUUGGGACCGCUUCUCUUCUCAAAUUUCUCAGCAAAUUAUCCAUUGCAAUGACUGCCAAAUUAUGCAUCUCACAUUUUCCGCUCGCGUGUUUGGUAAAACGUGAAACAGUGGAUGUCCAAAGUGUAAAUGGAUACUUGUCUAGCUUAUUGGUAUAUCUCCCACACUGGACUCCGAAAAAAAGACACGGUAAAUAAAAAUGCACCGUCGAGAGUAUUUGGAGUACGCUAACCGGGGAAAUCUUUUCAUCCAGCUUCACACAAAAUGACGUUUAGAAUUCGAACAUUCUACUGACGCUGGGAAGUCAUAAAGCUCAACUGGUUUCCACACAUUCUCUAUGAACCUGAGCUUGUCCUGGUCCGAAUAUGCGCUGAUUUCCUUGAAAACCAAGCCAACAUCGUACGGAGAAUAGUCCUCCUUCCGACAAACUGGAUCGCCUCGAACCAUAAUCCUGUCUUCCUCCGUAGCAAGUUAAUGAACUCUAGUAGGAACAAGAACAAACGAAGGGACUCUUGGGGAGAGGCUUUGCGAUUAUUAGUGGUUCUCACGGUAGUUUUUGCAGCCUAGAUAGCCAAUCACAACCGAGUUUGAGUAGUUCGCCAAACGGAUGUGAGUGUUUCCGGCCAAUCAAAGAGGGUUUUGAGUGGUUUGUGAAAAGAUCCAUAUACCACCGAGUCCCACCCACUGCGUGCAAAUUUUCUCCAGUUGUGCCUACGAGUUUCUCUCCUAUUUCUAUAAGGUUUCAUAAAAGUCUUAGCGAAGGUUCUGACGCUUUGAGCGAAUUUCAUAUCAAUAAUAUUUUCCAUAAUGCACUUUGACUACCAUAUAAAUCGGAGGUACUAAAAGGUGCAUGAAAAUCUUGUUUUAUCUAUUGCAAUUCAUUAAUUUCAACUGAAAACUUUGGCCAAACCAUAAUCCUCCUGAAACACUUGCGAUGGAAUGUCUGUUUGUGUCUUGUUGUUUCACAGUCUCCGUGUAUCAGUUGGCCAUGUCGGAACAAUGGGACAUGCGCGGCACAGUACGAAGACAACAGCUACGUCUGCAUUUGCAAAAAAGGCUUCAAAGGAAAAGAUUGCGAAUUUGGUAAGACACUGUUGAGUUUAUUAACCAAGAGCCCUUCACUAGCCUGCCUGGAAUUAACCCUCUAACUCCCAUCAGUGACCAAGAGAGAAUUUCUCCCUACAAUGUGAACGCAAUACCAAGCAGACAAGUGGUGAGAAUAUAGAAAAAUAGCGAUCAGAGAAUUUUAGUUGAUCCAAUACCAAAUUCUCCAAACUAACAUCAUAAGAAUUGUGUGGCAGAGAGUAAGGAGAAUUACUGAUGAGAUCUUGGCAGUGAAAGGGUUAAGAUUGCACUACAAAGUUAAAAAAAGUGGCUAUUUCAUUAUAAGUUUCCCAAAAUAAUUUCCAGAAUGGACUUGCUUUUUUUCAUUUCUAGAUAUUGAUGAAUGCGCUGAGGGACUACACUCUUGUGACGUCCAUGCUUAUUGUAACAAUACUGCUGGAUCUUAUACAUGUACUUGUAAGCCAACAUACCAUGGUGACGGAGAAAAUUGCAUACUGCGUAAGUACCAUUGACAAGCUUUGAAAAUGAAAGGCAUGUUGUCGCUUUGUCCGAUAGUCUUCGUAUUGACAGCUACCUGUUUAGAAACAAAUUCACUACAUUUUUGAUUGUGAAAAUUUUCUAAAAGAGUCAUAAAUAAAUAAGGGGAUUGUUAGCUGAUUCAAUACCAAAUUCUUGGAACUAACAUAAUAAGAAAUAUAUGGCAGAGUGUAAAGAGAAUUACCAAUGUGGUCUUUGGAAAGAAAUGGUUAGAAGAAAAACAUCGCCAGCAUUAGAGUCAAACAUGGGCUAAAUUGUCAAUUAUGUUACGAAAUUUCAUUCACUGAGACUUUGAUGAUGGAUCAUGGGGUUGUGUCUCCACCAGAGUGUAUCAGACUCCAAAACCUUUUUAAUCUACGAUUCCCUAUUAUAAUAGUGAUUUUAAAGCAAUGAUCAAUCAGUAAAUUGAUUAAUUUAUUAAUAAGCUGUUCUAUUGGUUUAUUUCAACAAGGAAGAAGCAAUUUUAAUCCUUCUUUUUUUAUGAUAUUUUGGAACUCAACAGCGAUGAAUUCAGCAAUACUUCAAGGAAAUUCAAGUUAUAUUGAUGACCUUGCUCAGUUCUUGAAGCCUAUAAUUGGAAAUCACAGUCGGUGGGUGCUGUGUUACCGCGCCUCUACCUACAGCUGGAGAAUCAGUACCUUCCACACAAAGUGUGAUGGGAAACGUGACACAGUCUCUAUCAUUAAAGUAGGACAGUACGUGUUUGGAGGAUACACCGACAUUUCAUGGGGUAAAUCAAUAAUACCUAGUCAUUUAUCGUGGGGGAAGGGGGAAUCGAAGAAUAUUGCGAAAUGACAUGGUUUUCAGAGGAAACGGAGAUGGAAUCAGUCGUCGCUGACAGAGUAUUAAGGGAAAACUAUAGAAAACUUGACUGCUGAUUGGGGAAUCAUUAGAAUACAACAGAGCUUUAAGUGGAGGGGGAACGGGGAGGAGGAAAUUAGGAAAAUUUUGUUGUCGUAAUCGGUUCGUUUGCUUGUUCGUUCGUUUGUUUUUGCAUCAAUGCUUGAGCUUGGGCUGGGGUGGGUAGGGCCUUGUCCGUCUUAUUAACGCAGGAGACGCUUUGUUUAACGGAACAUUCUAGAGGGUCUCAAGAGGGUUAUUCAGAAGCCGUAAGCCGGCUAAAACAUAAGCCAUUAGGUGCCAGAAUUGAAAAAAUUUGAUCAAUAGUCGCAAAAGAAUUAACCCUACAGAAAAUGUUCUGGCGACAACAAUGGAAUGAUAUGAACCGUAAGCUGUAAAAUGGCCCAGAUUUCAACUGUUAGAUGGUAAAGCCAUCACUAAACUUAUUGAACCUUGUCAAGAAAUAAAAGUCCACCUUUGGCGUUUUACAAAUCUAUCAGAGAAGGAUUGUAAGUCUUUCUAUUUCUGCAGAGUCCAGUGGAGGUUAUGCAAGCACUUCUAAAGCGUUCAUAUUCUCUAUCGUCAAUAACGAAGGACUGCCACCGUUCAAGAGCCUGGUGACUAGUCCUCAACAUGCUAUUGAGAGGACGACAGCUCACAGUGUAACAUUUGGUGGAGGUCACGAUAUCUGCAUCAAUGAUAAUGCCAACAGCAACACACACUCCUAUGCAAACUUUGGCCAUUCUUAUUCAGUCCCAAGUGGCAUAAAGGACAAAAGAACAAUCCUGGCUGGGACUUACUCCUUCAAACCUGAUGAGCUAGAGGUCUUUUUUCUUGAUUAAAAGACUUGAACUAUCAUUGGUAAAACGAAGUACUGAGAAAACCUUGUGUAAAGUGUCAUUCAUUUGCAUAACUACCUUUUAGAGAGACUUAAUCUUUAAGGAUUACAGUGCAUUGAUAUAUCAGCAGAAAAGUAAUUAUUUCACGUUUAUAAACGUAAGCUGAAGUUGAUUCAUAAACCACUGGGAUAUCGGGCCGCACGAUAGUUUAUAUUACGCACGCUUGUUCAUCAAAUACUGAUAUUUAUCACGAUUUAUAGACGUAUAAUGAUAGGUAUUUGACUGAAAUACAAAUAUUUGUAUAUCGCUGAGUUGCCAAAAAGCCCUAAUCUUGGACUGACUUUUCUUUUACGUUCUUUAACUUUAGUCAGCCAGACAAUUGUUACCUAAAUAUUAACCCUUUAACUCCCAAAAUCUGCUUGCUUAUUCUCCCCUCUAGCUACCACACAUUUUCUUGUAAAUUAGUAAUGAGAAUUUGUUUAUCGAUUAAGAUAAUAUCUUUAACCUGAUAAGUUUGAGUAUUCUCAUCACCUGUUUGCUGGAUAACGUAUGGAUACUAAAGGAAGAAGUUACAUGUUAAUCACUUCAGGGAGUUACAGGGUCAAGGAGAGAAAUGCUUGAGAGAUGCGUGCGGGGGAAGAUAAGAAGGGAGGCAACAACACGCUUUCCUCUUUCCCGUCGUCCCUUUGGUGAUCACUCGUUCCAGUCUACUGUGGCCCUACGACCGAACAAUGAUGAGAGACGAGUUAGAACGAAUCAGAUAUUGUUUAAUUUUUAAAAAUAUUAUCACCCUGUGCAAUACUUCAUUAAAUAUACUAUACUGAUUUGAGCGUGAUUUCAAAUUUAUUUGAUUAUUCAAAUACGUAAUUACCAGUAAUUUCAUUUUUAUAUUUUAUCGUUGGUUAUAAAGUAUCAACUGGUGUAAGUAUUCCACUAUACUUGUUUAAUGUAGGCUACUGUUGUAAGAAUCGUAGGUUGCAUUGCUAUUAAAAGACCAGCACCUAGAAUACGGAAGCGCUAAAAAAACUGUUAAAUGGGGACAUAAAAGCGUUGCUUAGGCCCGUAACGACUAAGAAAGAUCCCGUAAAUUAUGCCAAAUAUUUGGUAGUAGAGGGAUUUGGAAUAUUUUCAGCGGAGAACGUAUCACAACCGUGUGUGACUUGUCUUAGUGUGUUUGCACUCACAUCAGCUCUUAGUAAGAGGGUCUAUAAUGAUAAAAUAAUAAUGAAACUGAUAAAACUAAAAAACAUGCUAUCAAUGUGAAUUUUCUCUCUUCAAGGAUUGUCUUACACAAAAUGUAGCGAUUUACACCGACAUUGUUCACUCUUCCUAAAUAAAAGUUAACGAAAGUGACCAAAGUAAGAGAGAUAUCAAAUGUGUGAUAGGAUAAAU
This is a messenger RNA of Pocillopora meandrina, 6679 nucleotides long. The record is from the annotation of a GenBank genome assembly. Lineage: Eukaryota; Metazoa; Cnidaria; Anthozoa; Scleractinia; Pocilloporidae.